This is a messenger RNA of Scophthalmus maximus (turbot), 1449 nucleotides long. RefSeq names its product centromere protein N (gene cenpn). The coding region runs from base 125 to 1162 and encodes 345 amino acids. Gene Ontology annotation, biological process: CENP-A containing chromatin assembly; chromosome segregation. The record is from RefSeq and is a predicted model, not a curated record. Lineage: Eukaryota; Metazoa; Chordata; Actinopteri; Pleuronectiformes; Scophthalmidae. The transcript is spliced from 10 exons.
UCGUGUGGCGGUUUGUUUGGAUUUUCUCAGUUGUGCCUCUGACGCUGGACGGAGCCAAGAGUUACAAAUUCAAGAACGGUCAUCCGGUACCACAGCGAGGCUUUUAUCUUCUGUCUGAGGAGGAAUGGACGACUCCACUAGACGCCUACUGCAGCGGCUCAUACGACGGAUACCGGCUCCAAUGUUGAAACCGACGCUGGAGAAGUGGGGCCGCUUGACGGUGGCGCAGCGACAGUCCAUGGACUACACCCAGAGAAAAUGGCCGUUAACGGAGAAGCUGCUCUCCAUCUGCGAGGAAAAUGAGUGGACAACGAAACACAUCACAGAGCUGGAAAUGAUCUGUGUCAUCGACAAUCCGAACCAGGGGAUGUGGCGCGCCUUCCAGCUCAUGGACCCUGAGGAUGACGCUCACUCUUUAGAGCUGACACAGUUCAAGGAGCAAUUUAAGUCUCACCUCAGUGAGCUUGUAAGACAUGUGUCUGUCAAAAUAAAGAAGCACACAGAUGAAGCUGUAUGGAUUCGGAUUGCGUGGGGUGACGGUUUCUCCCGGCCCAAUCACCUGAAACCAACAUAUGUUGUUCAUCAUCUUCAAACCUCUUUUGUCUUUGUGACCAGCCUAACUUCGAAGCAAAAGCCCCUAUUAUCACAGGCCUUGGUUCUGUCCACCAGACAUCAUGCUAUUAAGGAUGCUAACCUCAGUGGACGGAAUCUCACGGCUAUCAGGGACCUGCUGAUGAGGCAAUAUGAACAGGUGUUUCCCACUAAGUACUCCAGCCCACUUGAAGAAAAGAAUCAAACUCCCUCAAACCCUCACAUUGAAAGAGAACAAGCUGGGCCUUUCGCAAACAGACUUCAGAUGGCCUGUGAGGCCUUUGGUGGUGGGACGUUACCUCAACUACAGUCCGCAGUUUACAAGCUGGAGACCAAAUUCAGAGACCAAACCAACAGGAACAUGACGGAGCGGGAGGAGCCGUUCAGAUGUGUUGUCAAAUUUGAAAGUACCAACCUCCUGGAGUCACUUAGACACUCUGCAUCCUCAGGAAUUGCUUCGACCCCUGUCACCCCUCUGCUCUCAUCUAUUCCUUUAAAAGGAAGGAAUUAUUUUGUCAUCACAGAUAAUGGCCCUGGUCCUGCCUCGCAAAUGCACCCAUCACAGAAGUGACAGGUGACAGCCUUGAUUUAAAGGACUCACAGUGUGGCCUGUUCUCACUUGUCCUGUGUACAUUCCACCAAUGGUUUGCUAUUAAUGUUUAAUCAUUGAUCUUAAACACAUGGCUCUUGAAGAGUCAUGGCUAACUGUAUUUUAGAAUUAGAUGUUCCCCUCUGUUUUUAUGCACUUGCAGUUACAAAUACAUCGGUGUCGUGCAAUAGCUAAUUGUCCUCGUAUUAUCUUGUGUUGCUGUAAUGCUGAAUUUUUUUACCAAUUAAAGGUGAUAUAUGUCAAAUUGA